Molecule: messenger RNA, 654 nt
Organism: Trypanosoma theileri
Lineage: Eukaryota; Euglenozoa; Kinetoplastea; Trypanosomatida; Trypanosomatidae
Product: carbohydrate kinase, thermoresistant glucokinase
Exons: 1
Coding region: 1-654 (217 amino acids)
Cellular component (GO): cytoplasm
Molecular function (GO): gluconokinase activity
Source: RefSeq, a predicted model, not a curated record
AUGACAGCACUAACGGCUGUUGCUGUAGUUGUUUGUGGAUCAUCCGGUACAGGAAAGACCACAAUUGGCUCUCAACUCGCACAGUCAAUUGGCUGGCGCUUCGUAGACGCGGAUGAUUACCACCCAUCAAGCAAUGUGCACAAGAUGGCAUCCGGCAUCCCACUCGAUGACAAUGACCGUCUCCCAUGGCUACAACGGCUGCGGCAUGAGGUGAUUGAGAAUAUUAAACCAACAUCUACUACUACUAUUACUACUACUGGAGCUGCUGAUAAUAAUAAUGAUAAUAAUACUAAUAAUAAUAGUACAGGGAAGGAUGAAAAGGAAGAAGGUGGUGGUGGUGUGGUGAUUGCAUGCUCGGCACUGCGCAGAAAGUAUAGAGAUGUGCUUCGUGGUAGUGAGUCGAAUAACACUAAACACAACGUGACUGUUUUCUUUGUGGAACUGGUGGGUGAUAUUGCAGUUGUGGCGCAGCGAUUGCAGGGACGCCAACAUGCAUACAUGCCGCCUACUUUGUUAACAUCGCAGUACGCCAUUUUAGAGCCGCUGCAGACUGAGGAGGAAUUGGGGAUGAAAGUAUCGGUGGAAUUGGAACCACAAGAGAUGGUACAUGCCGUAGUGGUAGAACUAAGGCAGAGAGGUCUACUCCAACGUUAG